This is a messenger RNA of Coffea arabica (coffee), 3176 nucleotides long. Its product is annotated as thylakoidal processing peptidase 1, chloroplastic. Gene Ontology annotation, cellular component: chloroplast thylakoid membrane. Gene Ontology annotation, molecular function: serine-type endopeptidase activity. Gene Ontology annotation, biological process: thylakoid membrane organization. NCBI's taxonomy places the organism in Eukaryota, Viridiplantae, Streptophyta, Magnoliopsida, Gentianales, Rubiaceae. The record is from RefSeq and is a predicted model, not a curated record.
GUUUUCUUGGCGUCCCCAUAACCAAAAGUCGUUGAAUUCGACUUCCUCCCCCUCUUCCGUUACCUGAGCUCCCUCUCUACCGGAGGUCAUAGCUCAGCAGCUCCGAUUUUGAACCCCCCCGACCACCCCCAAAAUUUUCACCGAUUUCUGUACUAAGCCGUCCUUCUGUAGUCAAACUUUUCAAUUCAAUCUUUCUGGUUCCGAUCAAUCUCUGAUCGCUUCCAUUUCGAUGGCAUUUCUUGGUUUGUUCUAGGCCUUUUGAUACCCCCUCCGUCACUCUCCGACCCCACUAUUUUCCACAUAUUAUUCCGUUUAUUGCAAUUCGUACUUAUGGCGAUCCGCUUCACCGUCACCUACUCCGGCUACUUGGCCCAAAAUCUGGCCGCCUGUGCCACCUCCAAGGCCUCUACCGCUAACUGCCGCUUCUUACAUGAAUGCGCCGCGUCCCGGUCCCUCUUCAAAACCGAACGCAAUUACCCCUCCGAUUUCCGGCCACGGCCGCCCAAGCCCAAGACCACCGCCUGCUCCUCCUCCGCCUAUUCAAUGUAUUCAACUCUCGCUGCUGAAAUCUUCGGAGGAAAAUCUCAAAGCCCUUUGGUAGUCGCCUUAAUUUCGCUCAUGAAUCCAACCUCCUCUUCGUCUUCCUCAUCGUCGACCGUUUCUUCUUCUACGGGUGUUUUUGGGAUUUCGCCGGUUAAGCCGGCGUCCAUCAUCCCCUUCUUACAGGCGUCUAAGUGGUUGCCCUGUAGCCAGCCCAGUAUUGGGAAGGCGGGGAGUCUGGUAGAUAAAGGGGGAACUGCUGCUACGGCGGACAAGUCUAGUAACACCAAGAAGCAAGGGCCUGUUGUGGAGAAGAGUACUGUUGCUGCUGUGGCGGCUGCUUCAUCAGAGGCUAUGUCCGAGGAUUUAAAGCUUUCUAGAAGCAGUUGGUUGUCGAAAUUGUUAAAUGUCUGUUCCGAUGAUGCUAAGGCUGCUUUUACUGCUUUGAGCGUUAGCAUUCUGUUCAGAUCAUCUUUAGCUGAGCCAAGAUCAAUUCCCUCGACUUCUAUGUACCCCACUCUUGACGUAGGCGACCGCAUUCUUGCUGAGAAGGUUUCGUAUGUUUUUAGGAAGCCUGAAGUUUCAGAUAUUGUGAUUUUUAAAGCACCUCCAAUUCUUCAAGAAAUUGGUUAUAGUUCUGGUGAUGUCUUCAUUAAGAGAGUUGUCGCUAAGGCUGGAGACUAUGUGGAGGUUCGUGAUGGCAAAUUGCUGGUAAAUGGGGUAGCUCAAGAUGAGGAUUUCAUCUUAGAACCAGUGGCAUAUGAGAUGGAUCCGGUGCUUGUCCCUGAGGGGUAUGUCUUUGUCAUGGGGGAUAACCGCAACAACAGUUUCGACUCGCACAACUGGGGCCCCCUUCCAAUUCAAAACAUUGUUGGUAGAUCAGUGUUUCGAUAUUGGCCUCCGUCCAAAGUUUCUGACACUCUAUGUGACUCGUCUCUGACUACGACUGCUGUUGCAUUUUCUUCGAAACUGUGCAAUUUCUCCAAAAUAUAUAUUCUCUCCAGACUCCACCCGGAGAGCUUGCCGACCAAAGCCCCGUCGUUUCAAGCCCUUCCCGGUCAGUUUCCAUCACCGAACCUUCAAAGCCCCAUUCCAAGGCCCCUCACGGAUUCAUCCAGUCCUGCUCAUCAUCCAUCAAAGAAAACAAUAAUGUCCAUAAAUUCCCAAUCCCAAUCCCAUCCACCUCUCUUCUCAAAUCUCCAUUUUAUGACAGUUGUAUUAGUAUUACUGCUACUAUUAACUUCACUAACUCCCUCAGCUGGUUCUCCAUCGAUACCACCAUCCUUCAACCUCUCCCAUUAUUUUCUUUUUCCCACCUCUAACGACGUCGUUAACAACCGCCAACACCAUCACCGCUCCCACUCCCAACCCAAUUCUUCCCCCUUCUUAAAGGAUGUGUUGACGGAAAUUGGAGCGAGGGAGAAGUGGGAUUUGCAAGAAUUUAGCGUUUCAAAGUUGGAUGUGAAGAAAGCAAAGCUCGGGGACUUGCAACGGUACGAGUUUCGGGUACGAUUUGGUAAAAGCGAAUUUGUGUUCAAGCUGUUGGAUCAAGUUUCCCGGUGGAAGAGAUUUGAACAACUGGAAAACGAAUUGGGUUUUGAAGAUUUGGUUAGUAAAAUUACCUCCAAGGCUGCUGUGCUCGGUACUCUCAAAAUUCAAGGCCCUUUUCACUUGCGUCUCGCCGGAGAUCAUCACCUCAAACUCUUUUUGCCGCUCAAGAACUCGUUUUCUGGUCUGAAAGACAUUCUCGUCGGUGAAGGCAUUACUGUGGAAAUCACAGGUGCUGAAGAAGUCUCUCUCUUUCACCCAACAAGUGCUUCAAGUAGUUUAGGGAGAACUGACUCUCGAUACUUCUGGCCUUCAUUAUGCAUGGCAUGGCCUCCUAUACGUGUGGUAGGUUCUGCUACAGUUGUAGCUUACAGGAAUGGAAACCGUGAGGCAUUCAUCAAAACUGUUCUCUUGUCUAACAGAACUGUUGAGCUGUUGCCAGAGAAGUGUUAUGAACGGCGCAUGUUCCAAAUGUGGGACAGAGAUUCUCACAUCAGUUCUCUUAGCACGAGGAUUGCUUUGCUAGAAAGAGUUCUGCAGACUUUUCUUGUACAUAAAACCAAUAAAAAUGUGAGCGUAGGUUUUGCAAAAGUAAAAAUUACUGCAUCAUCAGUAUUCCGCUUCCAGCUGGAAUUGGAAAGAGUUAUUCAAAGCAACGAUCCUUACUGGAGUACAUUGGCUGAGUGGCGUACCAAGCCUACUGUUGAACGUGCAUGGUUUGAGGUGGUGGGGAGGCUCGACAGAGAGGUUCUGAAGCCCUUAACUGUUAAGAAGAUCAGACCAUUUAUUGAUGCAGACUCAAAGGCUUGGAGUAAUUUGAUGUCAAAUGUUUCGUUCACGAAGUUCCCAUCCAUCCUGGUACCUCAAGAGGCUCUCACCUUGGAUGUGAAAUGGUAGGGAAAAUGGAUUUUUGUUUCUUUGCAACAUUCACUACUCAAAAUUUGAUGUCACGUGGGAUAUCAUUCUCCUAUGACCCUAUUUUCAGUUUAACACAUUACAAGAUUUGUACAGAUUGACACAUGAUAUAGUUUUGUAAAGUGAUAUGAAUGAGAGAAAGCUUGCUGAAGAUGUGGUACACUUUUUUUCUU